CCGGACACCAUUUGAAGAGGCAACUUCUGCUUUAUGUUGCUUUAUGCUACCUCCAUCUGCUUUGUAACAACGUUCGUAACGAUUUUUAGACGAAGCCCCGAGUUAUUUUCUGGACCAAAAAGCUUGAAAUCAGAGGCUUCACGGCUGAUCUGUAAGCGAAGAUGACGGACCGUUACAACAUCCACAGCCAGCUGGAGCACCUGCAGUCGAAGUACAUCGGCACAGGACACGCAGACACCACCAAGUGGGAAUGGCUGGUGAACCAGCACAGAGACUCGUACUGCUCUUACAUGGGCCACUUCGACCUUCUCAAUUACUUCUCCAUCGCUGAGAACGAGAGCAAGGCUCGUGUGCGCUUUAACCUAAUGGAGAAGAUGCUGCAGCCCUGCGGACCCCCUGCUGACAAACCCGAUGAUGCUUAGAAUGAAGAAUUGUUCAGAGAGGACUUUAUAGUGGUCAUGUGUGGAUGAGGGUUUUAAACUUUUUUUUUUUUUUUUUUUAAUGAAUUUAGCAAAUUUUUCUCUUUUGGCAUUUUGUGUAACAUUUUCGAGUAAAUGUGUUUUAAGGAAAUAAAAAUGGAGACUGUC
Messenger RNA from Tachysurus vachellii, 587 nucleotides. RefSeq names its product splicing factor 3b, subunit 5 (gene sf3b5). Bases 162 to 422 code for a protein of 86 amino acids. NCBI's taxonomy places the organism in Eukaryota, Metazoa, Chordata, Actinopteri, Siluriformes, Bagridae. Gene Ontology annotation, biological process: mRNA splicing, via spliceosome. The transcript is spliced from 2 exons. The record is from RefSeq and is a predicted model, not a curated record. Gene Ontology annotation, cellular component: U2 snRNP; precatalytic spliceosome.